UCUUGGACUUAUUAUUUUCUCUUUCACAAGUUACAACGUUCCUACUCAAAGUAAACGAAUAUAUAUUAAUGUAGGUAAAAAAUUGAUAGGGAGGAAGAUGUAAAUGCCGAAAUGAUACGGAAAUCAUUAAAAUUCAGCGAUAGUUACUCUUUUGCAAAUUGGAUUUUAACCUGUUUGGAUAGUUUUUCUACUUACCUGUAUUGCGUUACCUAAACCAGUGUAAUAUUAAUCGGUGAUAAGUUUUAAACGAACCAGACACUCCUCCAUUCAUCAAAAUUUGACAUUUGAUUACAGAAGGAUUUAUGUUUAAGUAGAUCCAGCAUGAUAUAUACAUAUAUAUACAUAUAAUAUUUUAUUUUCACUCAACUCCCGCUGUUCUGUUCAGUUGGUAAUUUCCUACCCUGCUGGAAACCAUUUAAUAUUCAAUUCUACAUUUAUCCAAACUUAUUGAAUUUUUGUGUAAUUAGUAUCGAUUACGAUGAGUAAAAAACUUUAGAAAUUAACUAAAUAAAUCCAAUAAUAAUAAUUUUCUUUAAUUUAUUCCAAGUCUUCUUUAUGAAAAAUUUAUUUUCUAGUCUUUUCUGAAUUUAAAUAUAACAAAACUGGUUCCUUUUUUAAAAUAUUCUACAAGUGUUUUAUUCAUUCAAGAACAUAAUUUAUCCACCUACAUCGUUGUAUCUUUGAUAAAUCUUUGGCUUCUUGACAAAAUCACCUAGUAACUUCAUUUUCUAUCCUCAAGAUGACAUUGUAUGUCCUACUCUAAUUAGUAACCCUAUAUAUCUUAUAGAAGGUCACUAGGUGAAACAGCAGUUUAUUAAACAAUUAAUACUUAUUACUACUAAUUAUUAUAUGAAUUACUAAUUUAUACGAAAUAUUACAAGUUUCUAAGAAUAAAUUUAAGCUAGAAAUCUCGAAUAUAAAGGUGUAACCGAGGGUAUUAAUACUUGAAAUUUUCGUGGAGAAAGUCUUUCACAAUCGAAUUUUAAAACAAAGAAUAAGGGAAAAAACUGAAUUUAUUUUUAUAAAAAUUCAAAUUUUAUUGGAUUAAUAUCAUUGGAGCUUCGAUAAGUGUCGUCAUUCAGGUACGAGUGCAAUCAGCGUGCUUGAAUGAAACUCAAACCACGUGACUGGAAGAAUGGAACCUACACAUUCAUAAUGCUCUAUAUAAUAGCUGCUGAAGGAUAGCCUGACAUACACCGAAAAUGCUGGCCAUUUAUUUUAAGGAGUUUCACGAUCAUUUCGGCGCAAAAACUGAUGAUCCAAGAUAUCGUCCACCAGAUCCAUGGUUUACUGACAGUGGUAGCAGCGCUAGUUCGACUCCCACUGAUGAUGGUCCCUUUCUUCAGUGUGCUUUGUGCCACGAUCGCUAUAAUAAACCUAAGGUUUUGCCAUGUCUCCACACUUUCUGUCAAGGUUGUCUAUUGCAACAAACACCUAAAGAUAGUUUAACACUAACUUGUCCCAUAUGUCGUCAUCAGUCUAUUCUUCCACGCAAUGGAGUAUUUGGCUUACAGGAUAAUGUUAUUGUAUCCAAUUUUGUUAAUUUAUUAGAGAUGCCGAAAACGGAAGAACUUCACCCCAUAGUUCGAGUUAAAAAUUAUUCUGAAAAGAAAACCAUUGAAUUACCCCCUAUCGAAGAGAGCGCAGUUGAACAGAAAAGUCAUCUUAAAAAUCUUCUAACGAAGGUCUCUUUGCGAAUACCAAUCCUAAAAGAGGAUAUUCAGAAUAUUUCAUUAGUUGUAAGUCAAUUAAAAGAGAAUCAUCUUGAAACUAAAUCUAAAAUGUUGCAUUGUCUGGAAGAUCUAGAAAAUACUCUAAAAGAAAGAAAAAUUGAAUUGGUUGAAGAAUUAGAUCGUGUUCAUCAAGAGAAGUUUAAAGUUCUACAAGAACAAAAACAUGUUUUAGAAAUGUGCCUUUUAAAUCUUGAAGACCAUUGUCAGUAUACCGAAGAUGUCUUGAACAGAGGAAGCGAUGAAGAAUUAAAUAUUCUUUAUUACGAUUUGGCAGAAAAAUUAGAAGAUUUCGUAGCUACAAAUUUACAAAAUGAGCCCAAGGAAAAUGUCUUUUUGGUUUGCGAUAAUAAUGGCAUCGAAGAAGUAGAAAAUAAAUUGAAAAGCUUAGAAGUAGUGAAAACAUGUAAAGCCUCACCUAGUGAGUCAUCUCUAAAAGCUGAGCAAUCCAUGGAAUGCAAAAUGGGAGAUUCUCUAUCGUGGACUUUAAUCAUAAGAGAUGGAAAUGGUUCACCGAUGAUAGUCGAAGAUUCAGCUAAAAAAAUUGUCUUGACUAAUUCUGAUCAAGAAGAAUUUGAAGUGAAAAUUAUAGAAAAUGAAAAUAAAAGUUAUACCAUCAAUUGGACUGCAAUCCCGAAAGGGACAUACACAUUAAUAACUAAACUCUAUGGUCAGCAUGUUACAGGCAGUCCACAAUUAAUUACGUGUAAAGGAAUGGAAAAAGAACCACAAAACGAUACAAAAAGAGAAAAAUGCAAGAUAAUGACGGAGGAAGAUGCCAAUCUUUAUGAUCAUCGUGUCGUAGAAAGUUCACAAUUGAUCCCUGUUUCAGAUAUAAAAGAAGAAGAACAAAACUACGAUGAAGUUAGUUCAUGUGAACAUUUUGAUGGUCAGGUAGAUAAUGAUCUUUUAAUGAAAAUUGGAAGAAGAGGGCGGUCCAAAGGGGAGUUUACUAAUCUGCAAGGUGUUUGUUGCACCAAAGAGGGAAGGAUCAUUGCUUCCGAUAGCAAUAAUCAAUGCGUCCAGGUGUUUGAUAAAAAUGGUAAAUUUCUAAUCAGAUUUGGUGGGAGAGGUCGUGGUCCAGGUCAAAUGCAAAGACCAACUGGAAUUACCAUUUCUCCAAAUGGCAAUUAUUUAGUUGCUGAUUAUGAACUUAGAGUCGUUAACGUUUUCAAACCGGAAGGACAAUAUUGCAGACGUUUCGGAAGUGGAAAACUAUUGGGUCCUAGAGGAUUGCUCUUUACUAAAGAUGGGAAACUACUCGUAGUAGACAGUAAAGCUAAUUGUAUUUAUGUUAUGCAGGAUAGUAAGAUUUUAGGAAAAAUUGGGUCACCCGGCAGCGGUAAAGGCAGAUUUUCCGGUCCUCAUUAUAUUGCAUUAGAUAGUCUCAAUCGCGUGAUUGUUACCGAUUUCCAUAAUCAUAGCGUUCAUAUAUAUACAUUGGACGGAAAUCACGUGACAACUUUCGGUUCAAAAGGAGAAGGAAAUGGCCAGUUUAACGCUCCAACAGGAAUUGCUGUAGAUUCUCAAGAUAAUAUUAUAGUUGCAGAUUGGGGAAACAAUAGAGUACAGAUUUUCGAUAGCAAUGGAUCGUUUCUCUCGUUCAUUAAUACCAGCACCGAUCCAUUGUAUGGUCCUCAAGAUUUAGCAUUGACUCCUGAAGGGUAUAUCAUAGUAGCUGAUUCUGGUAGCUACUGUUUAAAAAUCUACAAAUAUCUUCAAUAAAAUGUCUUGAAGAUUUUCAGUGAGAUUUUCGUCUGCUUUCGCCAGAAAUUUCAUCCCUUCUAAACAGACCCUAAGCUAGCGUGAAGCUUUAAUGUGAUCUCAGAAUCUCAUUUAUCAUUGAAAAAGCCAAGAUCUCCUAUUUAUUAUACACGCAUAAUUAUAAAAUUGAAGUUUCCUUUUUAUUUCUAGUCUUUAUUUUCUGUCUGUAAUCAUCGUAGUCUUUAUACUAUGACGUUAAUAACUUUUAUAAUUAACAUCGAUUAACAAGGAGAUAUUCAAAAAUUAACUUGAAUAUAGUCAUAUUAAUACAAAAAUUCUAAUUGAAUGUUUAAUAUAAUCAACAAAAAAUUUAAAAUUAAAGUAAUUCAACAGUGUAAUUGCCUUCUUAAGAUCUCUUUACGAAAAUCAUUAAGGAAAUUCUUAAUAAUUUUAGAAAAAAUGACAAGGAUAUUGUUAUAAAUGAAGGAAGAGUAAUGUUAACAGCUAAUAUAUUGUUAUAAAAAGUAUACCAAUUUUAUACAAGAGGUAAGAUUAUAAGAAUUAUAUAAUGAAGUUUAUUACAAGUUUUUUCUUCAGGGAAACAUUUCAGUAGUUCAUCCAAAAUUGGAAUUAUAUGAUAACUAUUUGCUCAAUUGAGUAAAUUAACACGCAUAAUGAUAAAAUUAAUACUAACUUUCGCAGCUAUGUAAUCAAUUCUAUUAAUUGUAACUUGAACGAUGACGUAUAUUUCUACGAAAUUACUUUUUAUAACAGUUAAGUUUAAUAGUAUUUUUCCUAUUAAUUCACGUUUCACUCCUAUUACAAGGCGUUGCAGAAAAUCGCCCUCUGAUAACGGCUCGAUUAAUAUACAGUUCCGGCAGUAGACUUGACACCCAACAUCGAAUAAACAUCCUCUAUAUUGUGAACAAUAAGCGUAAUUCAUAUUGUUCUCUUCUGAUUUAUCAGUUUAGAUCCUAUAUAACAUUACUAAAUUUCGUGUCUGUAAAAAUACCUAACUGUGCGUGACGUGUGUGGGUGUCAAUCGUCAUACUUACGUGAAAUCAACCCUGUCAUAAAUAGACUUUUUUUAAAUUUUAUUUUGGCUCCUCCCAUGCUUUUCUCGUGUUGCAUAUGAGAAAUACAUCAGUAUUAAUCUUUUAUAUAUACUAAAUUUUCAUAAAACUGAAGCCACAUUUAUCAUUAAGAGAGUGUCGUAUAGAAAUGGAAUUUAUUCAUAAUUAAAUAAGUUAUUUUUGGGAUAUCUCUUUAUAAUCUUCAGAUUUUAACAACAAUUUUUAUAUUAUACUAAAGAAUAUAUCGUGAAAUUAUAAAUAAAUGUAUAUUUGGAACCAUUUACAGUAUCAUUAAUUUUGUAUGACUUCUUAUAACAUCGAUUAAUACAAUUGGAUAUUGUGGAAUAAACGACUUUCUAAUAAAAUAAUAUAUUAACUGAAAUUAAAUAAAAUGUACUCGGAAA
Centruroides sculpturatus (bark scorpion) is the source of this 4911-nucleotide messenger RNA. RefSeq names its product tripartite motif-containing protein 3-like. The record is from RefSeq and is a predicted model, not a curated record. Gene Ontology annotation, biological process: negative regulation of translation; proteasome-mediated ubiquitin-dependent protein catabolic process; protein polyubiquitination. Gene Ontology annotation, molecular function: protein binding; ubiquitin protein ligase activity; translation repressor activity. The transcript is spliced from 5 exons. NCBI's taxonomy places the organism in Eukaryota, Metazoa, Arthropoda, Arachnida, Scorpiones, Buthidae. The coding region runs from base 1203 to 3455 and encodes 750 amino acids.